AUGACCUAUCAAUUCAUGGAGAUGCAGGGCGAUGUGAAUGACAUCGUGCCCCCUCCCUGCCUCGGACCUUUCCCUUACUCCUACAGCUACGAGCUCUCCAUCACUCAAGCGCAGGGCUCCACCACCAUCUACUUCUGUUAUGACAAGAAGGAUUGUACAACAAGGACCCUGAGUGCCGUGAUCCAGAUGGGAUCGCAAGAGGUCCUGAAGCAGCAAUGUGCUUUCCAGCCGUACCAAGGGCUCUCGGCCUUCGGCGUGACCCCUCUGGCCUCGGCUCCGUCAGUGCAGAAAGAGAUGAAGCCUCAGCGAGUCAUCGGAAACACUCGACUGGACAUCGAACCUUACACGUUCAGCUCCUUUCAUGUUGGGACCAAGGAUCCGCUUGUCUGGGGGAUGUUUUGUAAGCAGUACAACUGGCCGGAUGGCCCUGAUGGCAGGAAUUUCAACUCACGCGGAUCUCUCUACUAUCGCAACACUUGGAGGAAUGAGAACGAAACAUGGUUGUUCAUCAGAGAGAUCAAGAAUUGCCCCUGCUAUCCAGCAUGCGCAGCAUGUGAAGAGCUUGUAGAUGGCACUGUUUGGCUCCGCCGUGUUCAAACAGGUGCCGAAGGGAAGAAGUGUUUAGCAGCAUUUGGCAUCACCGAAGAUGCCUGCCCCUUCACAAUCAUUGGAGUAAGUGGUGGCCCAGUCUUCUUCUACGACAAGAUUCCUCUGCAGGAUGGAUCUCCUCAGGUCCUCAUGUUCAUCACCAUGAAGUGA
This is a messenger RNA of Guillardia theta CCMP2712, 759 nucleotides long. RefSeq lists its product as hypothetical. The record is from RefSeq and is a predicted model, not a curated record. The coding region runs from base 1 to 759 and encodes 252 amino acids. The transcript is spliced from 3 exons. Lineage: Eukaryota; Cryptophyceae; Pyrenomonadales; Geminigeraceae.